AUGGCAAGAUCAGAUAAAAUUGCAGAAGUUCUCUUUUUCUUCUUUCUUUUAAAGAUUUGCUCGCAGCUCGCUAUGUCUCAUUCAUUGGUUAAGUUUCUUCCUGGAUUUGAAGGGCCUCUGCCUUUUGAACUUGAAACUGGGUAUGUGGGUGUGGGUGAAUCAGAUGAUGUCCAGCUCUUCUACUACUUCAUAAAGUCGGAGAGAAAUCCCGGGGAGGACCCUCUCCUGCUUUGGCUAACUGGUGGCCCUGGCUGCUCUAGCCUUUCAGGCCUUGUUUAUGAAAUUGGUCCACUGAAUUUCAAUGUAGUGGAAUACAAUGGAAGCUUGCCUACAUUGGUAUUGAAUCCAUACUCAUGGACAAAGAUCUCCAGCAUCAUCUUUGUAGAUUCACCCGUUGGCACUGGAUUCUCCUAUGCAACAAACCAGCAUUCAGCUCAGUCAAGUGACUUCAAACAAGUUCACCAUCUCCACCAAUUUCUCCAGAAGUGGCUGAUGGAUCAUCCAGAAUUCCUCUCAAAUCCAGUCUACAUUGCUGGGGACUCAUACGCUGGCAUUAUUCUCCCAGUGCUCUUUCAAGAAAUCUUAUACGGAAAUGAAGAAGGUAUCAGACCACUAAUCAAUCUCCAGGGAUACAUACUCGGGAACCCCAGAACAGCACCAACUGUAGAAGACAACUCCAGGAUCUCAUUUGCUCAUAGAAUGGCGCUGAUCUCUGAUGAACUCUAUGAUUCUUUGAAGAGAAGUUGUCGUGGAGAAUAUCAAAAUAUCGAUCCCAGAAACGUGGAGUGUCAGAAAGAUCUUCAGUAUUACACCAUGUGUAUAUCAGGAAUUAACCCGGCGCAUAUUCUGAAACCCUUAUGCAGUUUUGACAGUUUUACAUCCCCACAUCCACAAGAAAUGGUAGCUAGAAUGUGUCCUGAUGGACACCAGAAAGAGUUACUUGAUUCUGAACCAUCAACACUUCCUAAAUUUGGCUGUCUGAGUUAUUCCCAUUUGCUCUCUUCUUAUUGGGCUAAUGAUCGCAAGGCCAAGAAAGCAAUCCACAUAAGAAAGGGAAGCAUAGGACAAUGGAACCGGUGUAAUUUUGGAUUACCUUACACAGCUGACGUUCCGAGCAGUUUUCCAUUCCAUGUAAACCUUAGUAGCAGAGGCUACCGUGCUCUAGUUUACAGUGGUGACCAUGACAUGGUGAUUCCCUUCUUGGGAACUGAGGCAUGGAUAAAAUCUCUCAACUAUCCCAUUGUUGAUGAUUGGCGGCCAUGGAUGGUGAAAGACCAAGUUGCAGGAUACACGAGGACUUACUCCAAUCAAAUGACGUAUGCCACUAUUAAGGCUGGAGGGCACACAGCUCCCGAGUACAAGCCCGCAGAAGGUUUUGCUAUGUUUAGAAGGUGGAUAUCUGGGGAGCCUUUGUAACACAGUUAGUUCAUCACACUUCCAACUUCAAAACAAUUGACAUAAUUCCAACUUCAAAGCACUGAUGUGAACUAUGCUUUACCAUGGUUUAUUAACAUUCAUCUCUCUCUCUCCUGUGUUAAGAAGUUUAAGACAUUUACUUUUAACUAAUAAAAAUAUUAUCCCCUUAUAGGAUUUCCAUUAAAACUCAUGUAUAUUAGCAAUAGCCAGCUUGAAAUUAAGAAUCAAAUCUUGUAAAGGGGGCAUUUCAGGGAUUUUAGAUCAAAGCAAGGUCUGGCACUCAAAACAAUUACAAAUAGAGUUUUUUUGAAGGACUGCCAACAGGGUCAUUAAGAACCUAAUUAAAAGUGAUCUUAGAGGUCUAAGAAAGAAGAGUUAAAAAAAUUUUAACCUAAUUUCAUUCGGUUGAAACCGUGUAUGUACUGUUUUUUUAUCUUUUUUUU
This is a messenger RNA of Theobroma umbraticum, 1859 nucleotides long. RefSeq names its product serine carboxypeptidase-like 7. Gene Ontology annotation, biological process: secondary metabolic process; proteolysis. Lineage: Eukaryota; Viridiplantae; Streptophyta; Magnoliopsida; Malvales; Malvaceae. Gene Ontology annotation, molecular function: acyltransferase activity, transferring groups other than amino-acyl groups; serine-type carboxypeptidase activity. The record is from RefSeq and is a predicted model, not a curated record.